Molecule: messenger RNA, 2058 nt
Organism: Frankliniella occidentalis (western flower thrips)
Lineage: Eukaryota; Metazoa; Arthropoda; Insecta; Thysanoptera; Thripidae
Gene: Exd2
Product: exonuclease 3'-5' domain-containing protein 2
Exons: 8
Coding region: 195-1922 (575 amino acids)
Biological process (GO): nucleobase-containing compound metabolic process
Cellular component (GO): nucleus; cytoplasm
Molecular function (GO): 3'-5' exonuclease activity; nucleic acid binding
Source: RefSeq, a predicted model, not a curated record
UUUAUCUUCUUCACCUUACGUGUGUCAUUUUAAUAAGACGCUUGAGCUCUUUUGUGACAUUAUUGUCGUUUGUCAUCAGAUAAGAAAUCACUGUCUGUAUCAAAAUUUUCACGGAUUAUAUAUUUGAACUUGGCAAAUCAUAACAUGUUAGUUCUGUUGUCCCUUUCUCGAACAUUGUGAAUUCAUAGGUUAACAUGGCAGGACUUGGAAGCAGAAGUAAAACAGCUUUGGCAGUGAUGACAGGAAUAACGGGUUUGGGCUUAGCAUUUUACACCAGUAGAAGCUGUUCAAAAUUAUUACGUAGAUUUCUUAGUACCUCCAAAGGGCCAUCAUGGAAAAUGACCGUAAAUGUUGCCAGCAAUGAGAGUCAAUGUAUUACGCUAGUCAACGAUUUAAAGAAGGAUAUUGAAUUUUCGAAAGUCCUUGGCUUUGAUUGUGAGUGGGUCAAAGUAGAAAAUGUACGGCAUCCAGUUGCAUUGGUUCAACUUGCCACACGGGAAGGACGUUGUGGACUUUUUCAAAUUCAUUUUUAUUCCUCCGUGCCUGCCCCUCUGCAGGAACUUUUAGAGGAUACAACCAUUUUAAAAGUUGGUGUAGAUCCAUUUCAUGAUGCAAAAUAUCUACUUAAUGAUUAUGGAAUAAAUGUAACUGGUACUUAUGACAUUAGACAUUUAGUUGAGAAAGAAGUUGUUGGUGGCCUUGCUUCAAUAGUUUUUACGGAGUUAGAUGUCAAAUUACCCAAGAACUUUGAAGUGCGUGUGUCUAAUUGGGAGGCCAAGGAACUGACUAAAGAACAACAGGAAUAUGCUGCAAAUGAUGCUCUUGCAUCCCUUCUGGCAUUCAACAAAUUAAUUGAUAAAAAGGUGAAAGUUCCUUUUUUCAGCUCUAAAGAGGAACAGUGGAAAAAGAUUCAUGACCAUUGUGCACCUUUGGUGGACAUUCGUUUUGUAGACAAGAAGAAAAUUCAGCAGACUGUAGCACCUUCGCAGAACUCGAUAUUUCCACUGAACAGAGACCAGUCAGGCCAGCCCCAUGCCACAAAUCCAACAUUACAGGGCAAGAGAUCAUACAUGUCAAUUCCAUAUCGUAAAACACCAUUGUAUGAUAAUGCAUACAUGCUUGCACCGGAUGGUGCUAUCCUUUGCACGUGUGAUUUCAAAAAGGCAGAAUGGUAUGUCUCUAAAGGUCUGGCAACUAUAGUUGAUACAGAACCUCUGAAAAUACAACUAAAUUUUCAACCAGCUGUAAACCGUAGUCUUAAUGGAACUUCAGCAGAAUACUAUACUUUUGCAAAAAAGAAUCAGUGUGUUGCCUGUGGGAGGAAAGAAAGUUACGUGCGCAAGAAAAUUGUCCCUCAUGAAUACCGCAAACACUUUCCAGAAUGCAUGAAGUCACAUCAGUGCCAUGAUAUUCUUCUCUUAUGUACAAAUUGUCAUGUUCGAAGUAAUGUGUCAGACCACAGCAUGAGAGUAGAGCUUUCACGGAUUUGUAAUGCUCCACUUGCAACAGAUGAGAAUGUAAAGGUUACAGAAGACAGGACGAGUAAAUCUAUUCGCUCAGCAGUUAGAGCUUUGUUAAAUAAGUCAAAUAAAUUGCCAGAAAAACGACGUAAGGAAUUAACUGAUAUGCUCUCAGAUGUUUUGCAAGCUGAUCUCACUCCAGAUCUUCUAAAUAGUCUAAAAGACAUAGACAUAAAGAUUGAAAACCAGGGUUAUACCCCACACGGCCUUGCUGUUGUUGAACAUUUUGCCAAGGAAGGUGUAAGAGGACUGAUGCAACUUGAGAAAAUGUGGAGAGAACAUUUUCUCAAUGUUAUGGAACCAAAGUACCUGCCCCCUUUGUGGUCAGUCGAUCACUAUCAUGAGAAUGAUAAGGAAUUCUAUUUUGAUUCUGAAUUCCUUGAUAAAAUUAAAUUUGUCUAAAUCAAGAAUGACAACGGAAGACAAACGACUCUCAUAGACAUAGAUUGAACAAAUUAUGCAAAUGUAGCUAGAAAGAUACAAUUUAAGGAUGUGGAAUAUGUGAGAUAUCUUUUAAUAAAUGUAAGAAAUUACCAUA